Molecule: messenger RNA, 8051 nt
Organism: Salmo salar (Atlantic salmon)
Lineage: Eukaryota; Metazoa; Chordata; Actinopteri; Salmoniformes; Salmonidae
Source: RefSeq, a predicted model, not a curated record
CGCACUUUCGGCAUCAGAAGUGAGUGUCAGCACUGGAGAAAGAAUACCUCGCACACUGUCACGUCUUUCUUCUGCCCCAGCACAGCGGAAUAUAAGACUCCAACGCAGAGAUAGAGGUUCAAACGUCGUGUCGGAGCGGCAGGUAGGCUAUAGGGAACCGGGGGACAUCGGAAUCCUCUGCCACUCUCCUCGCUCUUCUCGGUCUGUUCUCAACUCCGCUUGCCAUCAGUUACUGAUUGAAGUCAAACAAUCACGCCGGGAUUGCUGUCUACUGCCUUUCAGUAGGUCUACUCCCUCACUGCAAUACCAAUGCGAGGAUACUGUCAGUGUAUACAGUCAGAGAGUAAACGGACGGGAGGCGCGCAUGUAAAAUAGUCACUGACAAAAUGGACAAAGGGAACUACAUAAUUGCUUCGCUUCUUUUUCAACUGCUGGACUUAAUAUGUGGACAGUUCUUUCCAGGCAGCUGUUCAUUUGAAGACCCCUACAGCAGCUGUGGCUACAGUGUGGCCCUCGGGACCAAUGGCUUCGCUUGGGAGCAAGUCAACACUUGGGAGAGGCCCACCAUGGACGCAGCUGUUCCCACAGGUUCUUUCAUGGUGGUGAACGGCUCCGGCCGGGCGUCGGGACAGAAGGCCCACCUGCUCCUGCCUACCCUGAAGGAGAACGACACCCACUGCAUCGACUUCCACUACUCUCUAUCCAGCCGCGACGGCUCCAGUCCCGGGGCGCUCAAUGUCUACAUUAAGGUGAACGGCGGUGCCCAGGGAAACCCUGUGUGGAACGCCUCCGCCUCGGUGACCGAGGGCUGGGUCAAGACCGAGCUGGCCAUCAGCACCUUCUGGCCCAACUCCUAUCAGGUGAUAUUCGAGUCUGUAUCCGUACAGGGCCAUCCAGGGUUCAUCGCGGUGGACGAGGUCCGAGUGUUGGCCCACCCAUGCCGGAAAGCACCUCACUUCCUGCGGCUGCAGAAUGUGGAGGUGAAUGUGGGCCAAAACGCCACCUUCCAGUGUACCGCCGGGGGGAAGUGGUCACAACACGACCAACUGUGGCUACAGCAGUGGAAUGGUAAAGACACAGCCCUCAUGGUGACGCGGGUGGUGAACCACCGGCGUUUCUCUGCCACCGUCAGCGUCGGGGACACGUCUCAGAGAAGCACCAGCCGCUAUCGCUGUGUCAUCCGCUCCGAUGGUGGCUCCGGGGUCUCCAACUACGCAGAGCUAAUCGUCAAAGCUCCCCCCACACCCAUUGCCCCUCCGGAGCUCUUGGCGGUGGGGGCCACCUACCUGUGGAUCAAGCCCAACGCCAACUCCAUCAUCGGGGACGGCCCUAUCAUCCUGAAGGAGGUGGAGUACCGCACCACCACGGGCAACUGGGCCGAGACCCACAUCGUGGACGCCCCCACCUACAAGCUUUGGCAUUUGGACCCCGACGUGGAGUACGAGAUCAAGGUUCUGCUGACCCGGCCAGGCGAGGGAGGCACGGGACCCCCGGGACCUCCACUCAUCACCCGGACCAAGUGUGCUGACCCAGUCAACGGGCCUCAGAAUGUCAAUGUGGUGGACAUCCGGGCCCGCCAGCUCACCCUGCAGUGGGAGACGUUUGGCUAUGCCGUGACACGCUGCCACAGCUACAACCUGACCGUGCAGUACCAGUACGUGUUUAACCAGCAGGAGUUUGCGGCCGAGGAACUGAUCCAGACGUCGUCCCACUAUACCCUGCGGGGCCUGAGGCCCUUUGUCACCGUUCGCCUUCGCCUGGUCCUUGCCAACCCCGAGGGCAGCAAGGAGAGCGAGGAGAUCGUCAAGCAGACGGAGGAGGAUGUUCCCGGCUCUGUUCCAAUGGAGUCCACCCAGACCGGACCAUACGAGGAGAAGAUCUUCAUGCAGUGGAAGGCACCUAACGAGACCAAUGGUGUCAUCACGCUAUACGAGAUCACCUAUAAGGCUCUGAGCUCCUUGGACCCCAGUGCAGACCUGACCACCCAGCGCGGCAGGGUGUUCAAGCUACGCAACGAGACCCACCACUUGUUUGUGGGGCUCUACCCGGGCACCACCUACUUCUUCACCCUCAAAGCCAGUACCAACAAAGGUUUUGGACCCCCUGUUACCACCCGCAUCGCCACCAAGAUAGCAGCCCCAUCGAUGCCGGAGUACGAGACAGACACGCCCCCUCUGAACGAGACGGACACUACCAUCACAGUUCUGCUGAAGCCUGCCCAGUCCAGAGGAGCUCCCGUCAGUGUCUACCAGCUGGUGGUGAAAGAGGAACGCAAGCAGAAGGUGCGGCGGGCAGCCGACGCGCAGGAGUGCUUCCCCGUCCCCGUCAGCUUCAAGAAUGCCUCCAUCUUGGAUUCGCCCCACUACUUUGCGGCGGAGCUCCCGCCCACCUACCUGACUGUGGUUCAGCCCUUCACCGUAGGUGACAACAAGACCUACAAUGGCUACUGGAACCCCCCGCUCUCUUCGUCCAAGAGCUACAGCAUUUACUUCCAAGCCCUGAGCAAAGCCAAUGGGGAAACCAAAAUCAACUGUGUGAGACUGGCUACUAAAGUGGUAAUAGGUAGGGGACAAAAUACCACGCCGUACAUACUUGUCAUCCCCAGUGAAGGCGCGUCCACCCAGGACUCGGACGCUGUGGAGCCCGAAAAGCAGGUGGACAGCAACGUCAAGAUGGCUGGUGUCAUCGCAGGCAUCCUCAUGUUCGUCAUCAUCCUACUAGGAGUGGUUCUCACCUUCAAACGCAGAGAGAUACACACAUGGAGAACUCUGAGUGUGGGGAAACUGGCCAAAAAACAGAAGGAGACAGCCAACAGCAGCACCCAGCGGGAGAUGGGACCGGUGGGCACGGCUGACAAGAGCACCACCAAAGUCAGCACUCUGCACAAGGACGACCCUUUCUCCACCAGCAGCCAGGACCUCAAUGGUUUCACAUCCCCCUCUCCCUGCUCCUUCUCUGUGCAAGGCAAAACUCUGCAAAGCAAAUCCCUUUUGAAUUCCUACUACUCAGUGUCAAAGGAGGCUGUUGCAGUCCCUGCAACAGCAUCAAUCGAUAGCAGCCAUAGUGAGUUGGCUCAGCCAUCGUUGACCAUCCAGACAUACCCAUACGGGGGCUGUGAGUCAGUUGAGAUGUCCUACCAAGCAGGCCAGUUCCAGCCAGCCAUCCGUGUAGCCGACCUCCUCCAGCACAUCACCCAGAUGAAGUGUGGCCAGGGCUACGGCUUCAAGGAAGAGUAUGAGGUAAGAAUGGGUCUGACGGAAGGACAGGCGGCCCCAUGGGAGACUGCCAAGAAGGAUGAGAACCGCAACAAGAACCGAUAUGGCAACAUCAUCGCUUAUGACCACACUCGUGUCAGACUGCAACUGCUAGAUGGAGACCCCCACUCGGACUACAUGAAUGCCAACUACAUAGACGGGUAUCAUAGACCAAGACAUUACAUCGCCACACAAGGCCCCAUGCAGGAGACGGUGAGAGAUUUCUGGAGGAUGAUCUGGCAAGAGAAUUCUGGCAGUAUCGUCAUGGUUACGAACCUGGUGGAAGUGGGUAGGGUGAAGUGCGUGAGGUACUGGCCUGACGAGACUGAUGUGUACGGAGAUAUCAAGGUGACACUGAUCGAGACAGAGCCACUGGCCGAGUACGUCAUUCGCACCUUCACAGUCCAGAAGAAGGGCCACCACGAGAUUCGGGAGAUCCGUCAAUUCCACUUCACUAGCUGGCCUGACCACGGGGUGCCCUGCUACGCCACUGGCCUCCUAGGCUUCGUCCGCCAGGUCAAGUUCCUCAACCCUCCCGAUGCCGGCCCCAUCGUGGCCCACUGCAGUGCCGGGGCUGGAAGGACAGGCUGUUUCAUAGCUGUGGACAUUAUGCUGGAUAUGGCCGAGAACGAGGGUGUGGUGGACAUCUUCAACUGCAUCCGCGAACUACGCUCACAAAGGGUUAACAUGGUGCAAACCGAGGAGCAGUAUGUCUUUGUCCACGAUGCCAUCCUGGAAGCCUGCCUAUGUGGAAACACAGCCAUCCCAGUCUGUGAAUUCAGAGCCAUAUACUACAACAUUAUCAGACUGGACCCACAGACCAACUCUAGCCAAAUUAAGGACGAGUUUCAGACUCUGAACAUCGUGACUCCCCGGGUGAGGCCUGAAGACUGUAGCGUGGGACUGCUCCCCCGGAACCAUGACAAGAACCGCAGCAUGGACGUCCUGUCUGUGGAUCGCUGCCUGCCUUUCCUCAUCUCUGUUGAUGGAGAGUCCAGUAACUACAUCAACGCUGCCCUCAUGGAUAGCCAUAAACAGCCAGCAGCCUUCAUCGUAACCCAGCACCCGCUGCCCAACACGGCCGCCGACUUCUGGAGGCUGGUCUUCGACUACAACUGCUCCUCGAUAGUCAUGCUCAACGAGAUGGAUGCAGCACAGCUUUGCAUGCAGUACUGGCCCGAGAAGAGCUCCUGCUGCUACGGCCCCGUCCAGGUGGAGUUCAUCUCAGCUGACAUCGAUGAAGACAUCAUCAAUCGCAUCUUCAGGAUCUGCAACAUGGCCAGGCCCCAGGAUGGCUACCGUUUGGUGCAGCAUUUCCAGUUCAUCGGCUGGCCGGCCUAUCGGGACACGCCCCUGUCCAAGCGCUCCAUCUUGCAGCUGGUGAGACGUCUGGCCAAGUGGCAGGAGCAGUACGACGGGGGAGACGGACGCACCGUGGUCCACUGCCUGAUGGGUGGUGGACGUAGCGGUACCUUCUGUGCCAUCUGCAGCAUCAGUGAGAUGAUCCAACAACAGAACAUUGUAGAUGUGUUCCACACCGUCAAGACCCUGAGGAACAACAAAUCCAACAUGGUGGAGACUGUGGUACGUUCCACUGACCACUACAGGAACAGUACAAGUUCUGCUAUGAAGUUGCUCUGGAGGCCCUUAGCUCAUUCUGAGAGAGCAACGCUGCCUCUCGUGUCUGUGGGACACAGUGCUGACACUGCAGAGACACCAACCCAUAUGAGGCAGUGGAUUUGUGUGUGACCACACACACGUGAAACUCUAUAUGAAAAAAAAAACGCCCUCCACACUGGGGUUAUGUGUGCGCUUUUGCAAGACUGGGACCCCUUUCGCUUGUAUAAAGAAAAAAUGGAAUGAAAACCUUUAAACACAGCUUUCCUUCUCUUUCUUCAAUGUCCAUCUCGGACUGUGAUGUGAUCUUGUACAGUAAUUUCCUUUUUAGAUAUAUGCCUUGAAUUGUAUUCCCUCAGUGUAAAAAUACAAACCAAGAAAAUAAACUGACAUGGCUUCAGCUGAUGGGGAUUAGAAAAACACACACACAAAAACAACACAAUCAGAUUAACAAACAACUGAUACCACCGUACAGACGAAGACAAAUGCAAGAUGCAAAGAUUUGAACUCUACCUGGCUUUGCACCUCUUUUCAAAGAAUAUUAAUAACGACUGUAUAAUAUAUUUCCCCCCUGUUUUAACAGACACAAAAUGGCAGAUAUUUUUUGUAAUUCUUUGGAUUUUGUGGUUCCUGCAACUCCUUUACAUCCAUGUGCACACGUUGAUUUUCUCACAUGGUUUGCUGCAAUGAAAAUGAGAGAAGUGCCAGUCAACACUUUAGCAUUCUAUGCUGGCUCUACACAGUAUUCAUCAAAACUUAUUUUACAUUCAUGUGUUUUGUCAUUUGCACUGUAUUUUGCACUGCUUUACCUUCAAUCCCAUUUUAAAAUGGUGUCGUGUAGGGGAGACUAGGGGCAAUCGUAACAGGGAGCAAUUGUAACACAUUCCAUUUCUCCAAACAGAAACAAGCUAGAGUGAUGAAACACACAGUACAUUUAGGUUAUGUCCCUGCUUGAAAAGUUACAGCCAGAUAUCUCACUAUAUUCAAAUGUUUGUUUUUCAGGGAUGAAAGUAGUUUUUUCCACCGGUUGUAUUUUUAUUAUACUGCCCUUAGCAUUAGUGUCCAAUAACUCAAACUAUCAUAAUUUUCAUCACUAUAUGUUGACUAUACAUUGACAUGAAUGACAUGUCACUAUUGUUGUCUCUUACUAGACACAUGAGGUUUUGUCAUGGCUGCUGGUUUGGGGGCAAUUGCCAAUUGUAAUUCAGUGUCAAAAUGACCCUGAGCCAAGCAGCCAAAUUAUGAAAACAAUUGAUUUUAACUAAGAUUGUAUGAAUUAUACAUGAAUUAUACAAAUAACUUUAAAUAGCCGUGGUGUCCUGCAGAGUGCCACAGAAAUUGUAAACAGAUAUAAUCUGGAAACCAUCAUAUUGUUCAGAUAUUUUGAGAGGAACCAAAUGGCCAUGCACAAACAUGGGUUUACUGUAAUUAUUGUUUACAUACCAAAAAAUAUUCAUAUUUAUUGAAAAAUCAUUACUUACGUCUAUGAUAAUAUGAUAACUUAAAAAACAUUCAUGUUUAUGAAUUAAGUGAAUUUAUUCUGUAAAUUUUUUAGGUGUUACAUUUGAACACAGCUACUGUUACAAUUGCCCUUGACACAGGGCAAAUGUAAUGUCCGGACCUUUUGGAUUACAAUCAAUAUUGUGAUCUGACAGUCAUAUGUACAUACAUAUAAAUGGUAUGAAGGAUUAGGAGACAGAUGUAAGUUUCUUAUAUAAAAAAAAUAUUGGCCUAGUUCGAGUGGUCUCUGAGCAAAAGAGUUAGAUGAUUGGCCUAGUUCGAGUGGUCUCUGAGCAAAAGAGUUAGAUGAUUGACCUAGUUCGAGUGGUCUCUGAGCAAAAGAGUUAGAUGAUUGACCUAGUUCGAGUGGUCUCUGAGCAAAAGAGUUAGAUGAUUGACCUAGAUUGAGUGGUCUCUGAGCAAAAGAGUUAGAUGAUUGACCUAGUUCGAGUGGUCUCUGAGCAAAAGAGUUAAAUGAUUGGCCUAGUUCGAGAGGUCUCUGAGCAAAAGAGUUAAAUGAUUGGCCUAGUUCGAGAGGUCUCUGAGCAAAAGAGUUAGAUGAUUGGCCUAGUUCGAGUGGUCUCUGAGCAAAGGAGUUAGAUGAUUGGCAUAGUUCAAGAGGUCUCUGAGCAAAAGAGUUAAACGCAAACAUUUUUACAAUUGCCCCAGUCUCCCCUAAUUUGGUCGAUAGUGCCAUACUCACAUCUUUAAAAAUAUACAAUUUUAACCAAAUUGUGAAGAAACAUAUCAGCCUAGGGAUAGAGUGGCAUAACAUUGUAUUAAUGUCCACCUCAAGCUUGUCAAGCACCGUAGCAGCCCCCACCCUACUGCUUCCCAGUCUCAGGAUUUGGAUAAGAAGACUACUUUGUUUUUCAUCCCUGUCCAUUCUGCGCUCAUAUUCUACUUUAUAAGAGCAAUUUGGCUUAUUGUGAUGCUGUCCUAAUAUGGACACCGUAACCUUGUCCUGCCAUUACUCUCCGCCCAUGCAUCUCAUGCAUACUGUUUGGAGAACUUUGGAUUGUCUUCAUCCUCACUAGACAUGGAAACAGAAUCCAGAUGAGAUUGUGAAUCCAACUCUUGACUGAGGGCGGGAUUUAAUUAGAGUGCUCUAGUCGACAAUGCUGCUUUUGAAGGCAGCGUUUGCAGCAUUUGCAGAAAUCGCAUUCAAGGCAAAUGCUGCAGAUGGCUCAAUUGGAAACUACCUUUAAAUGUCAAGCUUGCUAUAGAGAGUUUCGGAUUGAAUCCCGGCCUGGGAAUUGUGCACGCUAACAGUGUUUUGACUGGGUUUUCUGUCCAUUGAACAGUUUUAGUAUAGUAUUGUACAGGGCUUUGUCAGAAGAAUGUUUUGCUGAACAUGGACAGUGACUUUCAGUAUGAGGUGUAGAAGAAGUAUUGUGUCAACACACAGCAUAGUUGUAUUAUUAACAUGCAGCCUUUUGGUGACUCGAACAAAAAGAGAAACAGUGUUGGAAUUAUAAUGAAGAGAGGUCAAUGCAAGUUGUUUGUUUUGCUUUUCAUAUUUCCACUGUCUAUUAUAUUUCGUUUUCCUAAUUUUUCUCUUGAAUUUGUUAAAAAAAAAAUGUUGUCUAGCAAAGUGAUAUUUAGAUCUGGUGAUGAAAUUGCCAUGGAUGUUUUGUUGUUUAAAAAUGUGGUUACAUCAAAUAAAGGGACCAAAAUGUU